Messenger RNA from Linum trigynum, 4762 nucleotides. Lineage: Eukaryota; Viridiplantae; Streptophyta; Magnoliopsida; Malpighiales; Linaceae. The record is from the annotation of a GenBank genome assembly.
CGUUCAUCUUCUUCUCUCCGUUUUUCCUUCUCCAAAUAUACAAACACAGAAGUCACGAAAGGUGCUGCUUUCUGACUUUGAUUGGAGGGACUCCUGGGGGUUGUUUGCCUAAAUCCUACCAGCAACAACAUAGUGGAGGCAAAUAAACACUCUAAGGAGAGUGAUCAAAAUCACCUCUUCAAUCCGUUUUCUCCAUACUGUUUCCCUCACAGAUUGUCCUCUACAAUAUGAGCUUCUUCAAGGAGAAUUAAUCAAGUUUUUUAACUCUUCUUUGGCCCCGAUGAUAGACAAAAAUGUCCUAAUUCUGGCAUUUGCUUUUCCCUUUUUUCAAAACCGGCUUAAUCCGGUUGAACCCGAUCCGACCAUUAAAUCUCAAACUCAUUGCCAAACCGGCUGGAUGACUUAUCCCGGUUUGACAACCUACUCAGCUACCUAUCAUCUCUGAUCGCCGCCCACAAAAUUUCGGGAACAACUACAGUGGCACUUUAUUCCCUCUGUUAUCCAUUUCUUUCCACCAUAUCAACAAUUUUCAUCACUCUCCCUCUUAAACUUCGCCCUGAGCUCCUCUCGACAGUUCUCUGAUGAAACCCCUGGCCUAGUUUUGUUAAAUGGAUCUCUGAGUUUGUGUCUUCAAAUUUGAUAGCCUCGUGAGCAGUUUGUGGAAGUAGGUUUUAAGCUGCACUGUUGAUGCUCUAAAGCCCGCGAUCGAAGUGGUUGUCCCGAAUUGGGAAGCAUGCAUUGAAGAUCGCUUCUCCUGCUGGCACUGAGAUCUCUAAGUAGGCCCAAGGAGCCAUUCAGACCACCGACAUUGACAUCCAGCCUGUAGUUACUGCGGCCAAGGUUGGUUGAUUGCAAUUUCAGGCAAUCAUCUUUUAAAUUCCUUACCUUUUCCUCGUUUGAAUAAGGCUUUUUCUACCAUAUAUGGGACAGUUUCUUUGUGUGGAAAUGGGGAUGAUAGGAGAUUUAUGGCCUCUGUUGAAGGACUGCUUGCUUCUUCCACAUUGUUAACUUCUUGAAUAUGAACCUAGUUGGCCUCGUCGAUUUGGUUAUUAUACUGUGGUGUUUUGAAGAUUAAAUACUGCAUACUCUGUGCUCCUUGAAGUAGUUGAUGUACUAUUCUAAGUUAAGUUAUGUUAUGGAUCCUGUCCCAUUUUCCUGUAUUAGGGAUUUAAAAAAAUGGAGUCAUGAGAUGGAGCAUUGUCAGCAACCUCAUUGGAUGAAUCAAUAACAUCCUUCUUCACCUCGGCUCCUCCUCUAAAAGAGGGUGAUAAUUUGGGAGAAAGGGUUAUGGAGUUCGUCGAGCUCAACUCCACCAUUACAGCAGGCAAGUCUACAUGGAACUGUUGCAGAACUGAUUGGGAGCUGCAAACUUCUUUACCCUCUUUUCUGAAUGCUGAGAUUUGGCUGCAGGGGAUGGAGGGCACAUGAAGGUUGUCUGCGUGAGUAUGUAAUGAGUCACGUCACAUGUGAGUCACGCCACUGGAGCAACGCUGCGUUCAUUACAUCGAUAAUUUGAGUUCAGGCCAUAGAGGAGCAACAUCAGCAGAGUAUGUAAUGAGUCACGUCACAUGUGAUUCUUGUAUUGUGAUAAUGCCUUCCAAUUUGUUUUGCGCUCUUCUUGUUGACCCUUUUGUUUUCUUCUACUGUCUUCAGGUACUUUGUUAAGGCUGGUUAUGCUGUUGUAUUUCUAUAUAGGAGGUGAGAGUUAGUUUCUUGUAUCAAUUGCUUUCUCUUGACUGCACGAGCUUAAUCUCCGGCAAAUAGUCAAGAAUUAUAUGUGAUGUAAUCUGUGCAUUCAGGGGAACCAUCAUGUCAUAUACCCGUUCUCUUCUUGAAGAUCCACUGCUUAAAUGUCUUGAGCUUGAUGGAGAUUUCAGCAUUCAAGGUUUGAUUGAAUUUCUCUCUCUGAUUACUCAUACUGCACCUCAUGUGAAAGGACAUUCAUUUGGUUUUAGUGUGUCGGGAAUGUAAAUAUGUUUUCUUUGAUUGUGGACAGUUCAUAUUCUGCACUGGUUGCAAUAUAAUCAUAAUCUGCUAAAUAUGGUUGUCAAAAUAGUAGUCUUUGUAAUGAUAUAACCCAGAUUUCUAUAACAUUUCAGUGUGACAAUUGUGUUCAGAUGCUGUGAAGAAGUCAAUUAGUGAUCAUCAUGCAGUAUGCAACAUUGACCUCUUAUUAAAACUUCAGUCAUAGUAUUCUUUGUGAUUUGUGCUUCGACAAAGCUAGAGUUUUAAGUUAGCUUAUGAUUGAGCCACUUUUCACUCUUUUCUUUCAACUUCUUCCACAGGCUGUGGCAGGAAACCUACUAUUAAAACUUCCCUUCACUACUAUAUUUGAGUAUCUUCAGGUGAACUUUAGGCUUCUUUUUCCUCCCUGGAACACAAAAAUGUUUGAUAUUGGCGGACCAGUGACAUAUAUAGACUGGAGCUUUCUGUAUUCCUCCCUGCAUGUAAAUGCCGAAACGUUUGAUGUUGCUUACAGAUGUUACAAAUAAUUGCAAAAGCAAUGAAGCCGCUCGGGCCACUUGCCAUGUUUCAUCGUGCUGCUGCAGUUUCAGACUUCUAUGUUCCAUGGCAGACCAUGACAGAGUAUAAGAUUCAGUCCGCAUUCGGGCCUUUGGAUAUGCGACUUGUUCAAGUGCCAAAAAUGCUAGCAAUCCUAAGGAAAGAAUGGGCUCUACUCGCUUUCUGCAUACCAUUCAAGUUGGAGACAAACUCGAAGAUUCUUCUGGAGAAGGCCGACAUGGCUCUUAGAAAGUACAAGAUGCAUAUGGUGAUAGCGAAUGAACUGUUGACGUGUAAAGAAGAGGUUACUGUCGUUACUGUCGACGGAAUGAUCCUAGUAUACCGUGACAAAUCGUAGCCUGAUUCUGAUGUGGAACAUCCCCUAACUGAACUCAUUCUGAAUAAGCCUUCUACUUACAUCAAGAACACUAAUAGGUGAUUUUUGUCCAGCCAACUGCAGCAAGAUCUAUCUAUGAAAUGUACUUUUACAUUCUGUGAACACUAGUCAUGGGGUUCCUUCAAACUUAGAAAUCCUUUCUUGCUGUUGACGUUGAUCCAAGAAUAAAUCAGGAAAAGAACAGAGACUCCAUAUGCAAACUCUUUGCUGUUUGUAUCAUUCAUCCAAAACUUGGUGGAAGUGGGCAAUUUUAUUAGCCAUGUGGUCAUCAUUUGCUAUAUUUAUCUUCAACGACUCUCAAGUAGUGUACAAAAUGGAGUUUUUGGAACUAUUGCACCACAGGAGGGGAGGCACCUUUUUAUCUUUGUAGGGAUGGCGACCCCGACCUGUAGGCGGAUACCCGCCCAAAGCCUGCCAGAUAUCUGCCCAAAUGGUUGCAUUCUGAGGCUCGUCAACGAGCGGUGGUGAACCUAAUCAGUCAACCUUGGGUCUUGGUUGGUGACGGAUCGACGACUAUCCGCCCCGAGACUUGCCAGACGGAUUACCCAUCCCGCAAAACGAUGUCGUUUUGUCCGUGAUAUAUAUAUGCUGCUAAUAGAUGGGUAAACCCUAGCAUGCUGUUGCCGCCUCCUUCAUUCGAGCCAUACCCCCGAAAAGCAACAAACCCUAAUUCUCAUUUCUCUCCGCCUCUCUAGCGAUCAUAUUGCAAGAACAAUGCAAUUUUACCUCUCUGGUAACCUUUGAAUCCCUCACUCUCUUUCGGUUCGAAGUCUAUAGGAAGUUCAAGUCGUUGAGGUAAGUUUCGAUAGAGCUAGGCUUUGGUUAUUCCUAAUAAUUUUUCUUAUAGGUUGCCAAGGGAGUGCUAUUUAGAGAUGUGUGGACUAGUACAAUACAUUGUACUCGAUAUCAGUCCUCCACCUUUUAGCCCUCAGUGUCUGGCUGGUCUUCGCUUGUCUGUACGAUUCUCAUUGAUUAUGUAGCAAACCAGCUUUUCCCCAUCAUUUACUAAGAUCUAUUUCUUUCAUAACAUCGAAAAGCCUAGCUACUUUCUCUAUCGGUGACUAAACUAAGAAAAGAAAACUUUCAUUAGCAAUUCCCAACGAAAUGGGCUAGCGUAGAUCCUUUUCGACUAUUGGAAAACGACCUCCCUCUCCUGAAAGGAGUGCUUUCUAUUGACCGGAAAUUGGAAUAUGCUAGAAAGAGUGAGUGAAUAAAUCAUUGAUUUUAUCCUCUCCCCUUCUUCGAUAUUUUUUUCUCUUGGUUUGGGUGAUAUUUUCCUCAUCUGGAGCAAUAAGAACUUCUACUUGAUGUCUUAAUAAGUUAAAAGAAAGUUGUAAUGCUACCAGUCGAAAUAGUCACAACUUUCGAACCAAUUGCUUUCUUUAUAGUUUGAAUUUUUUCCAACUAGUGUAUAAGCUUAGAGACAUACGAACUGGCAUGCGAAAUUGAUUGGUUACCGCAUUCGAAAGCUAAUCGACUAAUUCAAAUAGAAGACAUCAAAGGAUGGAGUUAAAGAGCGUUCGGCGAAAUGCUAGCCGUUGUAUUGAAAACUGGAAUGUUUGAUAAUUGAGUUUUUGCACUAUCACCCCAAUGUCGAAUUUUGUUUUUGUACUACGGUGGUGCAGUAUGAAGCCUCAUUCCACGAUGCAAGCUCCUCUAAACCCCUGAGGAAAGAACGGUUCCCCUACUCCUGAUCUUCACUAGGGAUUAGAUGUCCAUAAGCUUGAUGAGUUCUUGAUCCUUCUUUGAUAUUCGGUCAUUAAUCUAAUUGCAGUUCUCGGACCUAUUUCAAUCCAUCCAAUAAAAUAGCUCUUCGGUACUUCGUAUUUAUCAAUAUUCUAUCAAUAAAAAUGAAAUGGGAGG